GAGAAUUUUUAGGACGUCAGAUGGGGGAAAGGACCUUAGCCCAAAGGAUGUUCGAAUUGUAAGGGGCCAGGAAGAACUCUUAAGAGAACAUUAUUCCAACCCCCUCAUUUUACAGAGGAGGAAAAUGAAGCCCGGAUGGAAGAAAGGAUUUGUCCAGCGCUACACCAGGAGCUGGCUGCAGAGCUAAGACUAAAAUUCAGAUUUCUUUGGCUCUCGGCCAAGGCUCCUUCUUCUAAACUCUGCAAUCUCGGGAACUGAGAUUUAAGAGGAAAUGGGAGAAGGAGAAAGCUUAAUGCGAAAAAAAGGGGGGAAGGGAACAGAGCCAGGUGGGAGGGUAAAGUAAAAGAGAUGGGAAUGCAAGAGAAAAGAGGGGUGUGAAGGAAAGAGGAGAAGUUGAAGAAAGAGAAGGGAGAAGAAAACAAUGAAGGGCUGAAGAAAGGGUUACAAAAGAAAGAAUGAGAGGAAAAAUAGAUAAAUGGAUAAGUAGUGGGGGAGGGAACAGACAGGGGGAAGGGGGGUUAGAGGGGAAGGGGCCGAGCUAUAUGGUGAGAGGAAGGGAAGGGGGAAGGGAACUAAAGAGGGAAGGAAGAAAGAGAGCCGAGAAAGAGAGAAAACAAGAGAGACCGCGAGAAGGGAGAGGGGGAGGUGAAUUUUAUAAAGUGACAGAGGUGAAACAGUAGAGAGAAAGGAGAGGCAAGAAAUGGAGAUACCGCUGUAGAAGGAAGGCAAAGGGAACUCCAGAACGAAAGAGGGAGCGGGGUAAAGAAAGGGGAGGAGAAGAGACGGGAAAGAGAGAGGCAAGGGACAGAGGAGGAGAGGUGUGAGGAGGGAGGCGAGGAGGAGGGAGCCCGGGAAUGUGAAGGGGAAAGGAGGGAGGAAAGAGUGCGCGGAAGGCAGUGCAGCCCCAGACGGGAUGGGCCCCCGGGCGGCGCUGGUGCUGCUGGGGUUACUGGGACUGCCGGCUCCGGAGACGGAGGCUGGGGCUGAGGCCGGGGGUCGGGGCAAGGAGGUGGGGGUCGGCCUGGGCCGGGGCCGAGGGGAAGACACGUUCUCGGCGCUGCAGAGCGUGGAGCGGGCGCUGGGGCCCGAGCGGGAGUUGCUGCGGCUGCUGGGAAGCUACAUGCGGGGCGAGGAGGCUCGACUGCAAGACCUGCGCCGGUUCUACAACAAGGUUCUCUCUUUGCACAAGGGAUCAGCCACCCCCGUGGGUAACCCUCUGCUGGCCUACACCCUCAUUAAGCGGCUACAGUCUGAUUGGAAGAAUGUUGUGUACAGCCUGGAAGCCAGUGAGAACAUACGAGCCUUGAAGGAUGGCUACAUGAAGGUAGAACAAGACCUCCCGGCGUUCGAGGAUCUGGAGGGGGCGGCCCGGGCCCUCAUGCGGCUGCAGGAUGUGUAUACGCUGAGUGUGAAAGGGCUCGCCCAUGGGGCUUUUCAGAGAGUCACAGGCUCCCAGGUCACUGACUUGUACAGGCCCCGGCAGGUUUUUUCCCUCUCAGCAGAUGACUGCUUCCAUGUGGGCAAGGUAGCCUAUGACAUGGGCGAUUAUUAUCAUGCCAUCUCAUGGCUAGAAGUAGCUGUCAGCCUCUUCCGAGGCUCCUAUGGAGAGUGGAACACUGAGGAUGAGGGAAGCCUGGAAGAUGCUCUGGACUACUUGGCUUUUGCUUAUUUCCAGGCAGGAAAUGUUUCUAAUGCCCUCAGACUCUCCAGAGAGUUCCUUCACUACAAUCCAAAUAACAAAAGAGUGGCCAGGAACAUCUUGAAAUAUGAAAGGCUGUUGGCAGAAAAAUCCAGUGUGACAGGACCUGAGGCAGCCAUCAAGAGACCCAAUGUCCCCCACCUACAGACUAGGGACACUUAUGAAGGACUAUGUCAGACCUUGGGAUCCCAGCCCACCCACUACCAGAUCCCAAGCCUCUACUGUGCCUAUGAGACCAACGCGAGCCCCUACCUGCUUCUCCAGCCUGUCCGGAAGGAGGUGCUCCAUCUGGAGCCUUACAUUGUCCUCUACCAUGACUUUGUCAGUGACUCAGAGGCCCAGAAGAUUAGGGGAUUUGCAGCACCCUGGCUGCAGCGGUCAGUGGUGGCCUCCGGGGAGAAGCAGCAGCAAGUGGAGUAUCGCAUCAGCAAGAGUGCUUGGCUGAAGGACACCGUGGACCCGAUGCUGGUGUCCCUAGACCACCGCAUCGCAGCCCUCACGGGGCUCAACGUCCAGCCCCCCUAUGCUGAGCACCUGCAGGUGGUGAAUUAUGGAAUUGGAGGACACUAUGAACCUCACUUUGACCACGCAACGUCGCCAAGCAGUCCUUUGUACCGAAUGAACUCUGGAAACCGGGUGGCAACCUUCAUGAUCUAUCUGAGCUCCGUGGAAGCUGGAGGGUCUACAGCCUUCAUCUAUGCCAACUUCAGUGUACCAGUUGUGAAGAACGCAGCCCUGUUUUGGUGGAACCUUCACAGGAGUGGUGAGGGUGAUGGAGACACAUUGCAUGCCGGCUGCCCUGUCCUGGUGGGAGACAAGUGGGUGGCCAACAAGUGGAUACACGAGUAUGGGCAGGAGUUCCGCAGGCCGUGCAGUGCCAAGCCUGAAGACUAGGAAGCCCCUGAGUGCAGAGGCCUCCUGCUCCAAGGCAUCCUCCUCGGAGCCAGAAGCCAAGAUCUAGCCCAGGGAAUCUGGAGUGGGAUGGGGUCGGGGGGAGUCUUCCUGGAAGAGUCCCAUUGGAAGAGCAAAAGUCAGUGAUGGCUUCUGGCAGAUGGGAUGAGAAGCAAAGACCACAGUGAUCCUCAAUGCCCUUCACCUUAAAAUGUACACUUGGAGCUCCACUUUGGGGUGGAGGCAGAGGAGCAUGGCGAAAAGAAGAGGGAGAAUGGGAGAGGGAAGCCAUUGUUGGUUACAGCGCCCUUGGCUGGGGACAGACGAUCCGGAGCCUUGGUCCAGCACAAAUCUCUGUAAGCUGAGCCUCAGCAUGGUGUAAUGUGGCUGAGUCCAGGUUCAAAACCUGAUUUGGGUAAGGGGGCUGGGGUGAAGGAAGGGGAGGCUUCAGUGCUGUCUUUUCAGAUCUCUUUGUAGAGAUGCCAGUCCUCAUGCACAGUCAUGACCACAGGGCUUGUGUUCAUGCACAGCCACCAUUGGCAGAGUUGGCUCCAGUUCACAUGGCUUCCAGUUCUGGGCCUGCACAGAUGCUGCCUGAAACCAGAGGCCAUGGGCAAAGGCAGCUUUGGGCAGGUUAUCACCAGGGGAAGUUCAGAAUCCCAUCUCACCAGAACAGGAAGUCACACUACAACUUCCCUGGCAAGGAAUCCUCCAGUCCCCUCUGGAAGACCUUCAAUCAUGGGGAAAACACUCUACCUCACUAUGGGACAACUUGAAUGCUUUUCCCUCUAUGGAGCUGAAAUCCAUCUCUGCAACUUACUCCUACUGCUCCUAGAACAUCAUUGGGGCCCAGCAGAACUUGUCUAAUCCCUCUUCUACUGGAUAGCUCUUCAAAUACUCCAAGACACCCUGUCACCCUUGUCUUCUCUUCUCAAAACCUUCCCAGUUCUUCCAGAUGAUCCUUAGAUGGCACAAUUUUGGACACACUCACCCUUCUGGUUUCUUCCUCUGGCCCUCUCAGUUUCCCAAGACUCUUUCUAAAAUGUGGUCCAGAAGAGGACACAAAAUGGCGGAUGGGAACUGGCAAGGAUAGAGGGUGCAGUGGGGCCAAUCGGGACCUUUACAGUUGGUGCUCUGCCUCUAGGAAGCUAGGACCAUGUUAGAUUUUGCCCCUCAUUUGUCACUCAUUUUUCUUUAUAUUGAGUUUGCAGUCUUCAAAAAGAUAACAGCCAAGAGAUUCAAAGACAUCAGCCAGCCCCAGAAAUAUUCAACUUGUACAACACCAAGACCAUAAAGAGUCAGCUUUAUCACUUCCAUCUUACACAUCCUCUGACCAACAACUCCUACCUUCCUUCUCUUCCCUGCCAUAUCGCUGGUCAUUGGAUUAGAAUAAAGAAUAAACAUUUUGCUAAUAUUUUGAACAUAAACAGUGCCUUCCUUGCAAGGACUAAAAGCAUUUCAGUCAGCUGGCAGGAGUAUAUUGAGUCUCUAUUGGAUGCAUAUCCAAUGAUCUGCCUCAUCCUUGGUUAGUGGUCUGUAAGCACCUGAUAAUUCUCCCUCCACAAUCAUUGAUUGUGGGGACAUGGGGUCCACUGGAGGCAGAAUUGGAGAGUGCUGGUUCUAGAGACCCAGGUAUCCCUUCCAAGCAGGCUCAAGAGGAACCUGAGCCAAGAGCCACACAAACCAUCCUUUCAUGGAAUUCUCUGAAAGGAAGCACUGUUUGGGGGCCAUUGACCAGCUACCUGAACCCUGGAGAGGAGGGGGAAAGGAAGAGAAGGAAAGAGGAAGAGAGACACAGAGACAGAGAAGGACAGAGACAAGGAGAUAGAGACAGAAAGGGGGGGACGGGAGACAGAGAAUUUGCACAUGAUCAAUGAGAACGGGUUGGAAUUGCAUGGAGAAGGCUGUGGGUCUCUGCUUUAAUAUUUCAAGGGCGUCUAACAUCAUUCUAAUGGACGCUUCCUUUACCAAAACAAAUCAUGGUCCUUCUAGAAUGGUUUCAUGAAUUGUUAUGGCUGAAAAAAUGCCAUUCCCUAGUGGUUUCUCCUUCAAGGACAAGCUUCUCUGCAUUUAGCUAGGCUGGUUCUCCAACAACAGAUUCACAAUCCAUUGCUUGGCCACUUCUCAAAACCUUUCCAGCUUGGUUGGACCUGCCUUGAUUGGCACUUCACUGGCAUAGCCUUUGAGGGCUCAGGGUCUACUUCAUGAAUGAGGCACCCAGGAUGACAAUGGAGUGGGGAGGUAAAGAUAACUCCCUGCACCUGGGGGAGUUACUGUCAGUCCUCCAUUCCUGGAAUGUGAUUCUGAUUUGGGUCCUCUUUGGCCCCGUUUCUUUCUCUUGAGAGGACUGAACCAAGGUGGGUAUCUAGAGGCUUUUUCAAGUUCUUACUGACAUCCUGUCUUAAGUUCUAGAGUCUGACCUUUUGACAUUCCAUAUUCCAAGCUCCUUUUCAGUUAUUUUUUUUUAAAGAUUCUAUGAUUUAAGCUGGACAUUAAAACAAGAAAAAUAAUCCCAACAGGAAUUUUACCUCCACAAUGUAUUCUACAGCCAUCUUCAUUACUAGUCUAGGUCUUCAUCAGAUCUUACCUAGACUAUUGCAAUGACCUAAUUAGACUCCGUGCCUCUGGUUUGUCUCCUCUAAUAUAUCCUCUACAGAGCUGCCAAGCCAAUAGUCCUAUAGCACAUGUUGGAUCAUGUUACUCCCCUACUCAAGAAGCUCUAGGGGCUCCCCUUUGCCUCUAGGAUAAAAUACAAAUUCCCUUGUUUCCCUUUGAAAAUUCUUUACCACUUAAAGAGGUGAAAGAAAUCUCCCUUUCUAACCCAUUAUAUAAUUGCCUCAGCACAUUGUAGGAUUUGGCCAAAAUUGGCCAAAUUUCUUUUUUUGACCCAUAUAUAUGAAAUUCCAUUUCUCAUAUCCAUACCUUUGUAUAUAGGCUUCCUGGCUCCCUCCCCCAAAGUGGAAAUGCAUGUCAUCCUCAACUUUGCCUUAGAAAAUCCUUCAUUUCCUUCAAAGCUCAGUUUAAAUACCACGUUUUACAGGAAGUCUAGCCCAGUUCCCAUAGUUGUUAUUGUCCUUCCCUGGGAAAUUACUUUGUAUUAUUUUGCAUUUUAUUUUCUAUGAUUAUGCUAUUAUCCUUCAAUAGAAUGUAAUCUCCUUGA
Monodelphis domestica (gray short-tailed opossum) is the source of this 5750-nucleotide messenger RNA. It is a transcript of the gene P4HA3, whose product is annotated as prolyl 4-hydroxylase subunit alpha 3. Gene Ontology annotation, molecular function: L-ascorbic acid binding; iron ion binding; protein binding. The record is from RefSeq and is a predicted model, not a curated record. NCBI's taxonomy places the organism in Eukaryota, Metazoa, Chordata, Mammalia, Didelphimorphia, Didelphidae. Gene Ontology annotation, cellular component: endoplasmic reticulum. Gene Ontology annotation, biological process: peptidyl-proline hydroxylation to 4-hydroxy-L-proline.